AGUAAAGAGAGGGAUCCCAGCCCAUAGUCUGGCUGCUGCAUUGCAAACCAGUUUCCCAGCCGUCUCCAAGGGCAGCUCCACACGGAGGCCACUGCAGCAAUCCCCUUGCACCCAGAGCAUGGCAUCCCAGGACCACAUCCUCUCUGUCCCAAAGGGAUUGUUGCUGGGAAACCAGCCGAGCCGGAAAUGGGCGCUGCUACUCACUGAGCCUCCAGGGACCUUGGCAUCCAUGGCUGUGUGUGUGUUGAGCUAUCUAACACAGGCAUCCCCAAACUGUGACCCUCCAGAUGUUUUGGCCUACAACUCCCAUGAUCCCUAGCUAACAGGACCAGUGGUCAGGGAUGAUGGGAAUUGUAGUCCAAAACAUCUGGAGGGCCGAAGUUUGGGGAUGCCUGCUCCACGGGGUGAGGUGGCAAGGCUUCCCAAGACCAGCUGCUGGCAGGAGGGGAGAGGGUUGCUCUGGUGCUCAGGUCCCAAGAGAGGUAUCUGCUUGCCAUGGUGAGAACAGGAUGCUGCUGGACUAGGUGGACCCACCUAAAUUUCAAGGGAGAUUUCUUUGGAUCCACCCACCCGGCCCUCAGUGGGUUGGCCAGAUACAUACCUGGCCUUCAGAGCAAAGAAAAAGGGACCCCACCCCAGGAGCCUGUCUUGAGAGUGGCAGAGAGUCCAAACCAGCUGAGCCAGAAAUGGGCGCUGCUACUCAUUGAGCCUCCAGGGACCUUGGCAUCCAUGGCUGUGUGUGUGUCAAGCUACCGUAUCUAAUAGAAUAAUAAUACUAAAUUACCUGCCUAAAUUUCAAGGGAGAUGUCUUUGUGCCCAUCCACUUGGCCCUCAGAGGGUUGGCCAGAUACAUACCUGGCCUUCAGAGCAAAGAAAAAGGGACCCCACCCCAGGAGCCUGUCUUGAGAGUGGCAGAGAGUCUAAGUGCAAGAAAAUGAAACAGAAGCAGGGGGUGGGAUGGGGAGCAACUCCUGAGGACCCCCAAGUUUGGACCACCCACUAGAGCCAAGCAUCCAUUUUUCACAAGAUAGAAAUGACUCCCUUGUCAGUCGGUUCUGAUUUCAUGCAUUGACUGGAAGGCAGAAGAAACCAGGCUGAUUCACCUCCCAGAAAUCCCUUCAGUUGCCUCCACAUUUUGCAUUGCAAGAGGGCUAGAGACUUACUUCUUCCCCUCUUCCUCAUCCUCUUUCUUUUCAGAAAGAUAACUAUGGUUUGGGCUGUAGUGCAGUCCAGCCCUGUUUCCUAGCAAGACGCACCCAUGCUUGCUUCAGGGAACCAUUUCCUUCUGAUAUUAUACAACUUUUGUAACAGAACUUUGCUUUGUAGGAUUUGCGAGUACUUCUCAUUAAGACGGACAGAACUUGGCAGAAGACCAAAGGGUUCCUUCCGAUCUCUUAGAGGCUUCCUGAGAGCACAGAUGGAUGAGCAAGACUCAGCUGGCCUUGAAGCAGGAAGAGGCCAUGCCAUCCAAACUGGGACCAGUGGGGGAUUCUGGGAGAACCCAGUGCAGAAGAUCCUGGGUGAGGAGGACGACUUCCGCUCAGAGGUGCAGAGCCAGCAGUUGAGGCAGUUCUGCUGCCAGGAGGCCAAAGGACCCCGAGAGGUUUGCAGCCGACUCUACCACUUUUGCCACCAGUGGCUGAAGCCAGAAAGGCACACGAAAGCUGAGAUGCUGGACCUGGUGAUCUUGGAGCAGUUCCUGGCUGUCCUUCCCCCAGAGAUGGAGAGCUGGGUGAGGGAAUGUGGAGCGGAGACUAGUUCCCAGGCGGUGGCCCUGGCCGAAGGUUUCCUCCUGAGUCAGGCAGAGGAGAGAAAGCAGAGAAAAGAUCUCUUUGCAGAAAUGGGCCAGAUUUCUUCUGAGGCAGAGAGGCCUCUGUUGGACACCAGACAGAGGCAGCUGGGUGACACAGUGAUACUGGCUAGAUCUCUUCAUCCAUCUUUGAAUGGGGACAGAAGAGAAGCAGCGGCUGUGGAACCAGUUCAGGGUACAGUGUGCUUUGAAGAUGUUGCUGUUCAUUUCACAGACGAGGAGUGGGAGUUGCUGGAUCCUGACCAGAGAGCUCUGCAUAAGGAUGUCAUGGAGGAGAAUUGUGGGAUCGUGGCCUCUCUUGAUAGUGAUGGACUGGAAAUCAAGAACAAGGGUGACCAUGAUAAAAUCCCCACAACGGAGAAGCUCUAUAAAUAUAUUGAAAGGGGGGAAAGUUCCCAUUCCUCUUCCCAUCAAAUAAAUCCCAUUGGGAAGAAAACAUAUCAGUGCCUGGAAUGUGGAAAGAGAUUCAGCAAGAGCUUCCAUCUCACUUCCCAUCAAAGAAUUCAUACAGGGGAGAAACCCUAUCAGUGCCUGGAAUGUGAAAAGAGUUUCAGUCACAGCAACAGUCUCACUUACCACCAAAGAAUUCAUACAGGGGAGAAACCCUAUCAGUGUGUGGACUGUGGAAAGAGUUUCAAUUAUAGCUUCCAUCUCAUUUCCCAUCAAAGAAUUCAUACAGGGGAGAAACCCUAUCAGUGUGAGGAAUGUGGAAAAAGCUUCAGUCACAACUUCUCUCUCACUUCCCACCAAAGAAUUCAUACAGGGGAGAAACCCUAUCAGUGUGUGGAAUGUGGAAAGACCUUCGCUCAGAGCUCCAGUCUCAUUUCCCAUCAAAGAAUUCAUACAGGGGAGAAACCCUAUCAGUGUGAGGAAUGUGGAAAGACCUUCGCUCAGAACUCCAGUCUCAUUUCCCAUCAAAGAAUUCAUACAGGGGAGAAACCCUAUCAGUGUGAGGAAUGUGGAAAAAGCUUCAGUCACAACUUCUCUCUCACUUCCCACCAAAGAAUUCAUACAGGGGAGAAACCCUAUCAGUGUGUGGAAUGUGGAAAGAGCUUCAGUUGCAACUCCGCUCUGUGUUCCCAUCAGAGAAUUCAUACAGGGGAGAAACCCUAUCAAUGUGUAGAAUGUGGAAAGAGCUUUAGUCAGAGUGGCCAUCUCACUUCCCAUCAAAGAAUUCAUACAACAGAGAAACCCUAUCAGUGUGAGGAAUGUGGAAAGAGCUUCAGUCAGAGCUCCAAUCUCACUUCCCAUCAAAGAAUUCAUACAGGGGAGAAACCCUAUCAGUGCAUGGAAUGUGGAAAGAGCUUCAGUCAAAGCUCUUCUCUCACUUCCCAUCAAAGAAUUCAUACAGGGGAGAAACCCUAUCAGUGUGUGGAAUGUGGAAAGAGCUUCAGUACGAGCUCCCAUCUCACUUCCCAUCAAAGAAUUCAUACAGGGGAGAAACCCUAUCAGUGUGCGGAAUGUGGAAAGAGCUUCAGUUUGAGCUCCUAUGUCACUUCCCAUCAAAGAAUUCAUACAGGGGAGAAACCCUAUAAGUGCAUUGAAUGUGGAAAGAGUUUCAAUCACAAAUGCAGUCUCACUUCCCAUCAAAGAAUUCAUACAGGGGAGAAACCCUAUCAGUGCAUGGAAUGUGGAAAGAGCUUCAGUCGGAGCUCUGAUCUCACCUCCCAUCAAAGAAUACAUACAGGGGAGAAACCCUAUCAAUGUGGGGAAUGUGGAAAGAGCUUCAGUCACAACCACAGUCUCAUUUCCCAUCAAAGAAUUCAUACAGGGGAGAAACCCUAUAAGUGUCUGGAAUGUGGAAAGAGCUUCAGUAGGAAGUUCAUUCUCACUUCCCAUCAAAGAAUUCAUACAGGGGAGAAACCCUAUCAGUGUGUGGAAUGUGGAAAGAGCUUCACUGUUAGAUCCUCUCUCACUAAGCAUCAGAGAAUUCAUACAUAGUUUGUAAAAACCCUUCAGUAUACACUGGUACCUUGACAUCCGAACGACUCGACUUCAGAAGGUUUCCACUUCCGAAGUCGACAAACCCGGAAGUCUUUUUGCUGCAUGUGCGUUCUGCGCAUGUGCAGAACGGGCACUUUGACAACAGAAGAUUUCGAGGUACCGCUGUCAAGGUACCGCUGUAGCUUUAGACGUCACACAAAUACGCACCUUUUUAACCAGGCCUUUGGCUGUUUGACAUCUAAUGCCGUUUUUUUAUGUGGGAGCGGGGUUACAAAUGUGUAUUUUUUUUCUUUUUAUAUUGUGUUUUUAUGUUGUGACCAUCCUGAGACCUGUGGGUGUAGGGAAUAGGAGCCAACUCUUAGAGGCCCAGGGGUCUUUGUGCCCCCCUACCCCCCGGCAAUAAAAUAUCUGCAGCUGUGUAAAAUGUGAAGAAGCUGGUAAAAUGUUGGCUGAACGAGGUAACUGUUAGGUGGGUUUGACUGACCGAACCCAAACAGGACUCCUUCAUGGUUCCUCCUCAUCCUGGGGAAAAGUGACAAGAGGGGUGCUGCAGGGUUCAGUCCUGGGCCUGUUGUUGUUCAACGUCUUUAUAAAUGAUUUGGAUGAAGGAACUGAGGGGAUGUUCAUCACAUUUGCAGACGACACAAAACGGUGUGUGAAGGUCAAUGUUGCAGAAGGCAGAAUCAGAUCAAGGGAAGGAAUAGUACCACUUUAUUCUGCCUUGGUCAGGCCCCACCUAGAAUACUGUGUUCAGUAUUCUGGGCACCACAAUUUAAGUAUCUUAAAUUUUGUUUGCCACGGAAAAUCAAGAUGGUGGGGGAACACAAUCCAUAUUCCUUUUAUAACACGUGGCCAAUGUUUAUUGAUUGCAGAAUUUGUUAAGACUGUUGCAGGAAUCCACCCAGCACUCAUGGGAAAAUGUGUCGCAAUCUUUUAGAGUAAUCAAAUGAAUCUUUAACACAUGGCAGGUUGAAGGUUUGCAAUUCCAUCAGUACAAGUUAUAUGUUGUUUACAAUUAUCUUUAAAAUUAUCUUUGUACCAUGAAGAUAAAUAAAAGCAAGAUUAUUAUUAUUAUUAUUAUUAUUAUUAUUUAAAAGGUGGUGGGGCAAUCAUGUGUACUAUUUCAUUAAUCUGCUUACAUGUGUUGAGUGUUAUUUGGGGACUGUAACUCCCAGUAAUUUCACAUUAUCUAUUGUGUUUCUGUGUGUUCAGCACACAUGAUUGCAGGUGAGGCUGAAUAAAACACUUCCUAGGAAAUUCCCUUUGACUGCUUCUGUAUUGUUUCAAAUGUGACUUCACGUACAGAUAAGAACAAAUAAUAUUUAUUGCUGACAAAUCAUACCAUUGUCAGCUCAUGAAUCUCAACCCCAACAAACCCUGCGCUUAACAUGAGCAGCUGCUUUCUUCCCAUUUGUUGUUGUUGUUUAGUCGUUUAGUCGUGUCCGACUCUUCGUGACCCCAUGGACCAGAGCACGCCAGGCACUCCUGUCUUCCACUGUCUCCCUCAGUUUGGUCAAACUCAUGUUUGUAGCUUCGAGAACACUGUCCAACCAUCUCAUCCUCUGUCGUCCCCUUCUCCUAGUGCCCUCAAUCUUUCCCAACAUCAGGGUCUUUUCCAGGGAGUCUUCUCUUCUCAUGAGGUGGCCAAAGUAUUGGAACCUCAGCUUCACGAUCUGUCCUUCCAGUGAGCACUCAGGGCUGAUUUCCUUCAGAAUUGAUAGGUUUGAUCUUCUUGCAGUCCAUGGGAAUCUCAAGAGUCUCCUCCAGCACCAUAAUUCUUCCCAUUUAUUAGGUGGAAAUGACUGAUACUGAAAAGGAAGAAGGGAAAUAGACCCUUUUUCUCAACCUUUGGGGAUCUGGGGGGGCUUCCUUUCAGCCCUUAGUCCUGCUCCUGAAAGCUUGGCAGAUGUGGAGUAUUUGCUCACACAUUACCAUGACUUAAAAGCCUUUUUUUUAAAAGGAAAUGGUAUUACAGUGCUAAAAAGGCUCAAGAAACCAAUUCCUGUAGUAGUUGGCAUCUUAGCGAGCCCAAUGCUACUCUGCCCACUGUCUCACUCCCAGCUAACUAAUCUGGAAAGCUGUCCUGUUAUCUCUGCAAGGACUUCAGUGUCCCUUGAAUGAGCAAUUAAGAAUUUCUGGA
Messenger RNA from Zootoca vivipara (common lizard), 5894 nucleotides. NCBI's taxonomy places the organism in Eukaryota, Metazoa, Chordata, Lepidosauria, Squamata, Lacertidae. The record is from RefSeq and is a predicted model, not a curated record.